AUGGCGACUUCGCUAUGGCCCAUGAGAGGCUCGGAGAGAAUCUACGCUGCGCUUUUGCUCCUCUGUCUCCUUUACAUCCUCCUGUCCAGUCCAAUAUUGAAGCAUGCCGAGUCCAUCGUCAGGCCUGCUUGGAAAGUCCCUACCAACGGCGACAUCAGCGAGUCCUCAGACCUUGGUGUUGACGAGACAGUGACGGUCGGGGGAGGAGGAUCUUCCAGUGAUCCGGAUGACGUUGAGGAAAACACCUCUGCAUUUUUCACCGCAGAUCCUGCAGAAGAGACGGACGGUUCGUUAUCACUCCAUACCGUUGAAGAUUUGGACGAAUCGAAAAUGGGUACGGUAGGACCAUACAUCGCAGCCAUAAUGGACCCAAGCGACACACAUUUCGACCGGCUCCAAUGUCCGCGGCCUCUGAAGGGCCGAUACAAGACGUUGCGACCCAAAAAGAGUCUCCCUCUCGAAAUCCAGCAACCACAGAAACGGUACUUUUUUGCCCUCAACCUUUAUCAGUGUGCUUAUGUGCUCCCGCGCCUUCUGGGCUCGAUUGUCGAAGCAAUGCGUUUCCUUGGCCCGGAAAAGUGCACUCUUUCCAUUGUAGGCGGCCGCUCCGACGACGGGACGACAGAGAUACUGGUCGCACUGGAGGACGAGAUCGAGGCCUUGAAUGCAAGCUACCAUUUUGGGACGAGCGACAUCGACCCCCUGAAAAAUGGUCAUGAUCGAGUCACGGAGCUCGCAAAGCUGCGGAAUCUGGCGCUCGCUCCACUCAUCACCCAACGCGACAAGUACGCAAGAGAUACCUCUGUUAUUUUCUUGAACGACGUGUCAAUCUGCACGGAUGACAUCUUGGAACUCAUCUAUCAGAAACAGCAUCAGCGAGCGGAUAUGGUGUGUGCCAUGGACUGGAACAAUAACGGAGACACCUUCUAUGACUCUUGGAUAGGCCGCAGCAUGAACGGCGACUUGUUCGUCGAGGUUCCUCAGAGUGGAUCAUUUGAAUUCUCCCACAACCUGUUCUGGAAUGACAAGAAGGCUCGAACACAUAUUGAUGAGAAGCGACCCCUCCAAGUCUUUGCAUGCUGGAACGGAGCCGUGGUUUUCAAGGCAGAGCCUUUCCUGUCACAUAGCAUCCGGUUUCGGGCGGCGUACAAAGGUGAAUGCUACUCGGGCGAGCCGACAUUGUUCUGUAAAGACCUGUGGGCUCUGGGGCACGGCCGCAUCGCCGUCAUUCCCAGCGUCAAUAUUGGGUACAACGAUGAACAAUCGCGAUCGACAAAGGCCAAACACGGAUAUGCUUCAGGAAACGUCCAACAGGCAGAACACGAUAUGGGCCUAUCAACAGAGAUCGAGUGGCAGAAGUCACCGCCUCAGCUCGUCAAGUGUCAGCCCGACUGGACACAUUCUUCCUGGGCGCCGUGGGAUGAGGCGGCGGGUGAGCAUGUUCCCUUUGACUGGUCGAGGUCUGGAUAUUUCAAUGCCAAAAAGCCAUUCGAUCAGGAACUUGAGUUUGAGAACGACGGGAAAGAUGAGGAUGAAGGCGGCGGUCGUUGGAAACGAUGGGUAGGGCGUCGCUAG
This is a messenger RNA of Fonsecaea erecta, 1575 nucleotides long. RefSeq lists its product as hypothetical. The transcript has a single exon. The record is from RefSeq and is a predicted model, not a curated record. NCBI's taxonomy places the organism in Eukaryota, Fungi, Ascomycota, Eurotiomycetes, Chaetothyriales, Herpotrichiellaceae. Bases 1 to 1575 code for a protein of 524 amino acids.